Sinocyclocheilus anshuiensis is the source of this 522-nucleotide messenger RNA. RefSeq names its product immediate early response gene 2 protein-like. The record is from RefSeq and is a predicted model, not a curated record. Lineage: Eukaryota; Metazoa; Chordata; Actinopteri; Cypriniformes; Cyprinidae. Bases 1 to 522 code for a protein of 173 amino acids. The transcript has a single exon.
AUGGACGUCGAGGCCAAGAGAAUCAUGGCUCUUUCUAUUAGUAAACUGUAUUCAUUAAGGACACAGCGCGGGGGACUGAGUCUUCACCGGAGUCUCCUGCUCUCCAUGACCAUGAGAGCCGCACGGGACAUCUACCACGCCGCGCAGCUGCUCAGAGACGCGGAGGAGGAGCAGGUCGUCCCCUGCGCUCCCGACGCGGCCAUAGAGGAGCCCAUGGAGAUAAGUAAAGACUCUCCUCAGACUUUAACUCCCAAGGAGGUCGCAAUGAAACCUCAAGAACCCAAAGAGACCCUGGAAGACGACAAGGAGAACCGAUGCGCUUCUGAACGGCACUCCAGGAAGCGCUGCUGUAAGACGGCGGUCGAGCCUGACUUUCUACCUCUGAAGAAGGCAAAAAUGGACACGGAUGAGGAGAAGCAACAUCUCCAGGGGGAGGUUUUGAGGACUAAUAAUGGAAACAGCUGUCGCCAGGCUGAAACUCUGACCGCCUUCCCAACAAAUCGAGCCAUCGUGGCGUGUUGA